Nerophis lumbriciformis (worm pipefish) is the source of this 1636-nucleotide messenger RNA. RefSeq names its product chondroitin sulfate N-acetylgalactosaminyltransferase 1-like. Gene Ontology annotation, cellular component: Golgi cisterna membrane. Lineage: Eukaryota; Metazoa; Chordata; Actinopteri; Syngnathiformes; Syngnathidae. Gene Ontology annotation, molecular function: glucuronosyl-N-acetylgalactosaminyl-proteoglycan 4-beta-N-acetylgalactosaminyltransferase activity. The record is from RefSeq and is a predicted model, not a curated record.
UUGAUUUGUCAUCUUUUGAUUUAACCAUGUUUAAAAGAUGGCUGCUGGCCCUGCUCGCCCGGGUCGGCCUGGUAGUGCUGGGCCUCUGCUGCUGCAUGGCUUUGUUCUACCUCCUGGCCUGCAGGCCUGGAUCCAGGGGCCUCCAGGACCAUCCCCUGUGGUCCUCAGGCACCACCAGCAAGGAGGGGUACAUGGCACUGCUGCAGGAGAGGGAGGACUCCCAUAAGCAUUACAUAGACAGCCUGACCAAGCAGAUAGCGGAGCUCAAGGAGGCGCUCCAGGAGAGGACUCAGCAGCUGCAGGAGUCUCUGGAGAAAGCCAAAACCAAAGGGAUACUGCCCCUGGGCUUGGAGAGUCUGCAUAAAACCCCUACACAGUCUGACCUGAAGGAGUUCUUCCGCUCACAGCUGAAGCAAGCCGAGGUCAACACUGGCAUGGCGCUUCCCGACGAGUACGCCGUGGUUCCUUUUGACGCUUUCACCCUGCGCAGGGUGUUUCAGCUGGAGACCGGCCUGACCAGACACCCUGAGGAGAGACCUGUGAGGAAGGAUCGCAGGGAUGAGCUGAUAGGAGCGGUGGAGACGGCGCUGCAUGUCCUCAAUGGGCCUCAGCAACAUGUGGACAGCAGCAGGAGGAAGUACACAUUCUCCCCUUCGGACUUCAUAGAGGGGCUGACUCGCACCGAGCGUGACAAGGGCACCGUGUAUGAGUUGACGUUCAAAGGCGACGGCCCUCGGGACUUCACCAACCUGGUGCUCUUCAGGCCUUUCGGCCCCGUAGUGAAGGUGAAGAGCGAGCGAGUGGACACGCGGAACACGCUCAUCAACUUCAUCGUACCGCUCUCCAAGAGGGCCGACGCAUUCCGACAGUUCAUCCGUAACUUCAGGGAAGUGUGCGUCCACCUGGACGGCAAGGUCCAUCUAACGGUGGUCUACUUUGGGCGGGAUCAGAUUGACCAGGUGAAAGCUGCACUGGAUCAGACCACCAGGGAGACGCAUUUCAGGAGCUUCACGCUGAUCCAACUCAAUGAGGAGUUCUCACGUGGGCGGGGCUUAGAGGUGGGCGCCAGAGCUUGGAGGCGGAGCCAGAACGUGUUGCUCUUUUUCUGCGACGUCGACGUUCACUUCACAGCAGACUUCUUGACGUCUUGUCGCCUCAAUGCGGAGCCUGGUAAAAAAGUGUACUACCCAGUCCUCUUCAGCCAGUACAAUCCAUCCAUCAUCUACAGUAAUCACAGUCAGCUAACAAGCAUCCAACCGGUGAUAAGAAAGGAAACAGGCUUCUGGAGAGAUUUUGGUUUUGGGAUGACGUGCCAGUACAGGUCGGAUUUUCUCAACAUCGGUGGUUUCGAUCGUAGCAUUAAAGGCUGGGGUCUGGAGGAUGUCCACCUGUACCGCAAGUACCUCCACAGCAAGCUGAUGGUGAUCCGCUCGCCGUCGCGUGGCCUUUUCCACCUGUGGCACGAGAAGACGUGUGCGGACAACCUGCCCCCGGACAAGUACCAGAUGUGCAUGCAGACCAAGGCCAUGAGCGAGGCCUCGCACGGCCAGCUGGGGGAGCUCAUCUUCAGACAGGAGAUAGAAGCGCACCAAAACAUGAGCAGAAGAAGUUCAUGACUCAAGCAAGGCCAUGUGGU